AUGCGACUCAAGUGGAGUAAUGCCGGGGAUAAAUUGGUUCAGCUUGUACAAUCAGAAGUUCUUGUUAUGACAGCAGUUACUUUCACUUCUGCAAUGAUUCAAAACACAUCUGAGAUUACAUGUGUGUUUAUCAGCCAGAAGGAUGAAGGUUCAGGAACACCAGAGACAUUGGUAUCUCCUAAGAUUUCUACCAUUUCGGAAGAUCUUGGGUGUUACUUGAAUUCUGAAGGAGCAGAGAACAUCUAUGAACCAACUAAAAAUGUGGAAGUCAAUAUGUUUGAAGAUAUUGAAUUAAGAGUGAUAAUGAACAUUUCAGAGAUCAUUUCAUGCUUUUGGUUCUUUAAAGAGAGCAAAGCUUGUAAACCUUCAUUGGACCCGGAGAAUCGAUAUGUUACGUCUUUGGCUUUUUCCCAAAUAAAAGAAGCACAAGCUGGAAAAUACACCCUCUCGGUCACAAGUAAAACCAGCAAUUACACAAUAGUCGUGCCUGUUCUCAUCCGAAAGAAACCAGGCAAACCCUAUUUCAGGAAAAGGGAAAAAUCGGAUGCUAUUGAGUGCAUAUCUGAGAGCUACCCCCAGCCCUCUGUGGAGUGGAUAUUUUGCAAAACACCUGAAAAGAGUUGCCCUGAUAAAAUGCAUGAAGAAACAGGGGAAAUAGAUGGCAUACAGAAGGUACAACAUGAAUUAUUUCAAACUUAUAUAUGGUGCUGUGCAGUUAAUGACCUGGGCAGAGAAUGCGCCAGCCUCUUUACAAUAGAUUUAAAUGAAAGACAAGCAGCACCUUUACCUGAAUUACUUCUUAAAGUCGGGGAACCACUGCUGAUCAGAUGCAGAGCUGUUCACCAUAAUUAUAAAUUUGGAAUAAAAUUAACUUUUGAAAACAAAGAAGUUGAGCAGGAUCGCCAGUUUGAAGGAUUAGAAUAUCAAACAGAUCACUCAGCAGUUCGGAUCCAGUAUGCAUUUGCUUCAGCGGCAGGAAGAAGUGAUAGUGGACAUUACACCUGUUCUUCUACCGUUCAUCUGAAUCAAACUGCUUUGGUUACAGUUUUAGAAAAAGGAUUUAUAAAUAUAACCAACUCUAAAGACGAUUUUGAAAUUGGUGAGGAAGAGUUUUGCUUUGAAGUUAACUUUACAGCAUAUCCACCAGUUAGAUGCAUGUGGCUAUCUUCCCAAAAAAUGUUUCCAUGUAAACAAAGUUACAGUGUGGAUGGACGCAGCAUUUCAUCAAAGUUCUGCAACCAUCAGCACCAGUCUGGGAUAUAUGUAUUUUAUGCUGAAAAUGAUGAUACGGUCGUGACAAAAAAAUUCACUCUGUACGUGAGAAGAAAGCCUGAAAUAACGAUGCAGUUGUUGUUCAAGCAGAUCUCCUGCUUCGCUGACAGUUACCCUGCCUCAUCCUGGGUUUGGAGGAACUGUCCCAAACUGAACUCAUCUACCUGUACAGAAGAAAUCACUGAGGGGAUUCACAACUUCUUGCCAGAGAGGAGAUCCCUGGGGUUGUGGAUUUCAAGCAGUACUUUACAUGUAAAGGAGACAGCAACAAACUUCUCCGUGGAGUGCUGUGCAAACAAUUCUGCCGGUUCAGCCUGUGAAAGGAGUUUCAUUAACCUGUCAGUUGCAGGAGCUGUUUCUUCCCCCCCGGACAAUGCUGCAUUCUAUGUCUCUGUUGGAUUUUUCCUCCUAUUGAUCGCUUUUUUGUUUGUAUUCAUUUUUCAUAAAUACAAAAAGCAAUUCAGAUACGAAAGCCAGUUGCAAAUGAUACAGAUGAUAGGCCCAUCGGAUAACGAGUACAUCUACAUCGACUUCAGAGAAUUCGAAUAUGACCUCAAAUGGGAAUUUCCCAGGGAAAAUCUGGAAUUUGGACAGGUCCUCGGUUCUGGGGCUUUUGGGAGAGUGGUGAAUGCAACAGCUUAUGGAAUUAACAAUGCAGGAGAUUCAGUCCAGGUCGCAGUCAAAAUGCUAAAAGAAAAACCUGAAGCUUCCGAAGAAGAUGCUCUAAUGUCUGAGCUGAAAAUGAUGACUCACAUUGGAAGCCAUGAAAAUAUUGUGAACCUCCUAGGAGCUUGUACUGUGUCAGGACCAAUCUACUUGAUAUUUGAAUACUGUUGCUAUGGUGACCUUCUAAACUACUUAAGGAGCAAGAGAGAAAAGUUUCACUGGACACUGACAGAUAUUUUUAAACAGCACAACUUCAGCUUUUACCACAAUAUCCAUUUGGAGCAAAAUUCCAGGAGGGGAACCCACCUGAAGUACAGUCUGAAUACGACUCUAUACAGAGAGGAUGAAUUUGAAAUCACACAAAGAAGUCAAAACAUGAAUGUGACACCUGGAUCAAAUAGGAUUGCGCUGUAUUCUGAGGAAGAUAAAAUUAAGCAUGCAAGCAGACAGAUGGAUGAAGAAGAGGAUUUUAAUGUGCUCACUUUUGAAGACCUUCUUUGCUUCUCUUACCAAGUCGCCAAAGGAAUGGAGUUUCUUGGGUCCAAAUCGUGCAUUCACAGAGACCUCGCUGCCCGGAAUAUACUAGUGACCCAUGGAAAAGUGGUGAAAAUAUGUGACUUCGGCCUUGCCAGAGAUGUAGUGAACAACUCCGACUACAUUGUCAGGGGCAAUGCUCGUUUACCAGUUAAGUGGAUGGCUCCUGAAAGCUUAUUUGAGAGGACGUACACAAUGAAGAGUGAUGUCUGGUCUUAUGGAAUAUUACUGUGGGAAAUAUUCUCUUUGGGUGUAAAUCCCUACCCUGGUAUUCAAGUUGAUACAAAAUUCUACAAAUUAAUACAAAGUGGAUUUAAAAUGGACCCACCGUAUUAUGCUACAAAAGAUGUCUAUCGUGUGAUGCAGUCUUGUUGGGCCCUUGACUCCAGAAAAAGACCAUCUUUUUCGUGGCUGGUUUCCUCUCUUGCCUGUCAGCUGUCUGAGGCAGAAGGAGCAGUUUACCAGAAUACGAAGAAUGUUUCUACACACAAGUUCAGCAUCAAAACUAAACCACGUGUAAGCAGGGACGAGGAAUCUCUGCUAUCCCCAACCGUGCUCCAGCAUGAAGACUCUGAGGUUGAAAAAUAA
Molecule: messenger RNA, 3060 nt
Organism: Haliaeetus leucocephalus (bald eagle)
Lineage: Eukaryota; Metazoa; Chordata; Aves; Accipitriformes; Accipitridae
Gene: FLT3
Product: fms-related tyrosine kinase 3
Exons: 24
Coding region: 1-3060 (1019 amino acids)
Biological process (GO): B cell differentiation; cell surface receptor protein tyrosine kinase signaling pathway; multicellular organism development
Cellular component (GO): signaling receptor complex
Molecular function (GO): ATP binding; transmembrane receptor protein tyrosine kinase activity
Source: RefSeq, a predicted model, not a curated record